UCGCAAGCUUGUGUAAAGCGCAGACGGGAUUUGGCACGAGAGCGAUGUUCGGCGCUGACGUGGACAAUUCCACCGGUGCUUUACAGUCUCCCAUCACUGUCCUCUUCGGAACGCAAAAGCAAGAUUUUCGACACCGCUUUGGAUGUCAGAAGGCAGCUUGUCAAGCUACUCGUCCUUGUUCGGUGGAGUCGAGCUGCACCGGAUUUAAUGAUGGCCAGAAACCUCGUGGGGCUCUUGCGAGCUCAUACGAUACAAGCAAAUGAUGCUACUGAUGCUCUUCGAAAGAUGCAGAGCGAAUUACCCGGAGCUCGCCUUCGCAAAGCGGAUCUUGUCUCCGCCACAGAUAUUCUCGGGACCGGGCAAUAUCAAAGGCUGCCUUCACACAUCAAAGACUACAUCGUCCCGCCUCGGGAGCUUACAGAUCGCCAAGCUUUGGACGUCAUCUCGGACAUGGACGCUGCCCUGAGAACAAGGCUGACAUUAUCCGAAGUUGUACCUGCACCGCUCACUUCCUACUCCAUCGAGGAUGGUCGAGUGACUUUCGAGGUGGCCAAACUCUUCACUGCUUCCAUGACGCUGUCUGGAAAUUCACCAGAGGAUCGCUGGUUCAUCCUCUCCGCUAAAUUCGAUUUUCGCAUCACUGGUGCGGGCGCAAACUUAUUCCCAAGACGGCCGAGAAAGCGGGCUCGUACAAUUUUGAUCUCGCAAGCAGACUUUGAGCUCGCCCCCCGAUCUGUCGCUCUCGCUUCGGAAAAGGAUGGAGCCGCCGUCGCCGCCGCAGGAGGUAGAGAUGCUGAACAGCUCGAGGUGACCCAUCCAGCGCCAGCCGAGCAGCGUGACGAGUGCCAGAGACGGGAUGCCCCGCUUGUCAGGGCGUAUAACUUCCUUCAGCCAAGCGCUGGAGUAUCAGCUUGACAUUCUGCACUAUCAAUCGGUUGAACUAGCUCGAGUGGGCUGGGCUCCAACGAUCU
Molecule: messenger RNA, 971 nt
Organism: Ceraceosorus guamensis
Lineage: Eukaryota; Fungi; Basidiomycota; Exobasidiomycetes; Ceraceosorales; Ceraceosoraceae
Product: MED14-domain-containing protein
Exons: 6
Coding region: 208-915 (235 amino acids)
Biological process (GO): regulation of transcription by RNA polymerase II
Cellular component (GO): mediator complex; core mediator complex
Molecular function (GO): transcription coregulator activity
Source: RefSeq, a predicted model, not a curated record